Molecule: messenger RNA, 2624 nt
Organism: Meloidogyne enterolobii
Lineage: Eukaryota; Metazoa; Nematoda; Chromadorea; Rhabditida; Meloidogynidae
Source: the annotation of a GenBank genome assembly
GUUUUAUUUAUUUUCCCUCCCUCAUUUUUACAAUUUUACAAAUGCAUCAAAUUAAAAUUUUAACAUGUUUAUUUGUUUUAUUACAACUUUGUUCAAUCAUGCCCUUUUGUUCUUCCCAACAAUUACAACAAAUAAAAAGGCAUUCGUUUAGAGAAACGUGUGUUGACGAACAUGAUAAAGAUCUCAUUUCUUGUAUAGUCUCUGCUGUUGAUUGUUCCAUAAAUAUUGAAAAGCUUUUUCCUCCCUCAACUAACAACAAUUUUCCAUCGGAAGCACACGAUUUAAGAAUUGAACCUUUUACUAAAGCAACCCCACAUAAAGGGGUAAAGAAUGCUGGAAAUGAAAGUAAUGAUCAUCAACAACAUCAUCAAUUACAUGUUGAUAUUUCCUGGCAAAUACCCCCAAAUAAUUCUACAAAAGCAUUGAAAGGUUUUUUGUUGGAAAUUGAUGGAGAAAAUGGGAGAAAACAUGCCUGUUUUUUAUUAAAUGUUUCAAAAACUGUGUGGAGUAGUGAAAAUAUUGCUGCUUCGCCACGUCUACACUUUUCUACUGAUUCGCUUUUUAAUUUUGGGCAGAGCUACCAAGUUGAAUUAUUCAGUUUGCCAGAACGUAGUGCUGGUUCAGGUGCCUCAGUCCACAAUCAAUUCAAAACUCCCCACCAUCCUAGCGGUUCAGAAACAAAUGUUCUAAACCAACAACUAAUAUCUCCAAACUGUACAAAAGUUGCAAAUCAAUUUGCCUCAAAAUGGACAGCUGGUUUUAGACACAUUUAUGUUCACUCUGCUGCGCGUAUUUUGCAAGUUGAAUUUGUUGGGGCUCCUCCACAAUUUUGUUUUGAACAAUAUGAGGUCCGACUUUUGGACGAAACUGGUCAAGAACUACUCUACUUUGGUGUUGUACCAGUUGAAGAAAUGCAAAAGAGUGGAAGCCUAAUUUUUGGAACUUAUAAUUUUACUAAUUUAGAGUAUGAUAAAAAUUACAUUCCUUCUGUAAUUCCUGUUGAGAGGGCAGCAGAUGGUCGUUGUUUAUGUCCAGUUUCCGGAAAGCCUUAUGAUGCGACUGCUGUAUGUUCUUGUGUAGCAGCUGAUUGGCACUCUGUUAGAAUGACUCGUCCUGAUGUACUCAAACUCUGCCCUGGUUGCCCUUCUCAAAACGACACCCUCGCUUUAUUAUCACCUCCAGUCAACUACGAAAAUUCUUUGCGAGAUCAGGGGAGUAAUUCGACAUUAUGGAUUCUUUUGUUGGUUUUUAAUUGUUUAUUUUUGCUACUAAUUUUCCUUCUAAUUGCCGCCUACCUCCGUUGUCGCAUUUUUGGCUCCGCCCCCUACAAGAACCAGUUCCGUCGUAUCCGGUUUAUACCUACUACAAAUACACAACAACAGAAUCAUUGUUUACCUCAAAUAUCCAAAAGCUCUCCCCCAACUUCUCUCGCUGUUUGUACCAACUUGGCACUUGGGACAGUCUCUACGAGUUGUAACUCGUCCUUAGCUGUGCCGUUAAUUUCUAGUGAAUCCGAAGAAAGUGAAGAACAAAAGAAGGGAGAAUGGACAAAUCUAACAUUAUUAAUUAUUUAUUCUCAUGAUUGUAAAAUGCAUGAACAAGCAGUGUUGGCACUAGCGGAGUUUUUGAGAGAUCGUUUUGGUAUUAAUGUAAAGUUAGACCGUUGGGAAACAACACAAAUUGAUUCUAACCUAACCGAUUGGCUGUCAGCUUCAGUAAUUUCUGCAGACAAAGUUUUAAUCAUCAAUUCUGAAGGCGCUUGGGAGCGUUACUUGGCUAAAAUAAAUUCUCAUAGUCAUUGGGUUUUGGAACGUAAUGAUAAAGGUCUACUUGACCAUCUCUUUUUAGCUCAUAUUGACUUGGCUCUUCAGCAUCAUUCAAUCGUUUCUACUCGUUUUGCUUAUUCAAAGGCAGAAAAAACUUUACCGUUGCUUCAGGGACGCCUUCAAUAUAUUCUUCCUGAUAAUAUUAGUCCUCUUAUUUCUGCACUUUUUGGACAGAAUUUGCGACAGGAUGAACGACUCAGUUCUUCUUCAUUAUCAGAAUAUUCACAAUUUGUUAAAUUGAAUGAAUGUGUUAAGGAAAUGGGUGAAUUUAUUAAACUAAAGCCUAAUUGGUUUGCUUUGAGUCAUUCAAAAAUAAUAACGAUUGUUGAUGAAAGAGAAGAAAAAGGUGAAGAAAAAGGAAGAAAAGAAGAGGAAAAGAAAGAAGAAAAAAUAAAAAUUGAAGAAGAAAUUAAAAUUGAAGAAAAUUCAGAAAUGUCAGAGGAAGAAGAAAUAUCCUCUGAAAAACGAAAAGAUACUAUUGGAGAAAGUAGUGGAAGCAGUACGGCUAAACUUGAUAGUGGAAUAUUUGAUUGGACUGGGAAUGAAGAGGAAAUGGCUAGCAAUAAAGUUAUGAGUGGUGAAUUACAAAAGCAAACAAAUAAUUGUUCUCCACAUAAACUAUCUUUACCUCUUCCCAAUAUUGGAGUAAAAACAUUUCCGGACAGUAUUAAAAGUUAUAAUCAAAACAGUGACGAUUCAGGAAUAUUAACAGCAGAUUCAAUAAAUUCAACAGACAAAUUUCAACAACCAAAAAACAAUUUAAUAGACGAACAGAAGAGGAUUAUUUAUUUAAGCUAA